Molecule: messenger RNA, 1104 nt
Organism: Chrysochloris asiatica (Cape golden mole)
Lineage: Eukaryota; Metazoa; Chordata; Mammalia; Afrosoricida; Chrysochloridae
Gene: INHA
Product: inhibin, alpha
Exons: 2
Coding region: 1-1104 (367 amino acids)
Biological process (GO): SMAD protein signal transduction
Cellular component (GO): extracellular region
Molecular function (GO): growth factor activity; cytokine activity
Source: RefSeq, a predicted model, not a curated record
AUGGUACCCCUGAGGCUACUACUGUUCUUUCUGCUGCUGACCCUGCAGGGUGGGCAUGGCUGCCAUGGGCCAGAGGUGGAUCAGCAACUUGUUCUGGCUAAGGUGAAGGCACUGUUCCUGGAUGCUCUGGGGCCCCCGGCAAUGACCGGGGAAAGUAGGGAGCCUGGAGUCAGGCGGCUGCCUCGAAGACAUGCCCUGGGUGGCUUCGUGAGAAGGGGCUCGGAGUCUGAGGAAGAGGAUGUCUCCCAGGCCAUCCUCUUCCCCGCCACAGGCUCCAGCUGUGAGGACCAGCCAGAUGCUGGAGGGCUGGCUCAGGAGGCUGUUGAGGGCCUCUUCACCUAUAUCUUCAGGCCAUCCCAACACACACGCAGCCGCCAGGUGACUUCAGCCCAGCUGUGGUUCCACACCGGGUUGGACGGGCCAGGCCCAGCAGCCCCCAAUAGCUCUGAGCCCCUGCUCGGUCUGCUGACAUUGUCGUCUGGGGGGCCUAUGGCAGUUCCCAUGUCACUGGGCCAAGCUCCCCCUCGCUGGGCUGUACUGCACCUGGCCCCCUCAGCUCUGCCCCUGCUUACCCACCCAGUGCUGGUCUUCCUGCUGCGCUGCCCACUCUGUUCCUGCUCAGCCCAGCCUGAAACUAUGCCUUUCCUGGUGGCCCACACCAGGGACAGACCAUCCAGCGGAGGGAAGAGAGCCCCGCGCUCCACUCCCCCGUUACCCUGGUCUUGGUCGCCAGCUGCACUGCGCCUACUGCAGAGGCCUCCGGAGGAACCCGCUGCCCACGCCAACUGCCACAGAGCCUCUCUCAACAUCUCCUUCCAGGAGCUGGGCUGGGACCACUGGAUUGUGCAUCCGCCCAGCUUCGUCUUCCAUUACUGUCAUGGGGGCUGUGGGCUGCCCACCCCACUGGGCCUGCCCCUGCCGACCCCUGGGGUGGCCUCCACUCCUGUGCAGCCCCUCUAUUUGGUGCCAGGGGCCCAGCCAUGCUGUGCUGCUCUCCCAGGGACCAUGAUGUCCCUGCGUGUCCGAACCACCUCAGAUGGAGGUUACUCCUUCAAGUACGAGACGGUGCCCAACCUUCUCACAAAGCACUGUGCCUGCAUCUGA